UUAGAUAGCGGAAAUAUGGGCUGAAUGUCAACGCAAACCAAAUCAGAGAACCCUUUUCAUCCGAUGUUCCGCCGCCGCCUCCACUGCUCUUCCUAAUUGUAUUGUAUCUGCUUUAUAAAUUAUUUGCUGCUUGUAAUUUGUCCAUAGCUAAAUGUGCUCUCCGCAUGACCAAAUUCAACUGUUACCGAUUUUCGCAGCAAUGGAGAUACGACGGCGACCAUCGGCUGCUCCGCAUUUUUUCCUUUCUACAGCAUCGUCGCUCAUCUUCGGUUGUUCCUGCUCUCCAAUGCCGAGAGCAGCCCAUUAGCAACAAAGCUCCAGCGUCAUCGAUUCCGGACUUCGAUUCUCAUGCAUAUGCCCGAAUGCUUCAACUUUGCACGAAAAACAACGACCCCAACAGAGCGAAAAUCAUCCAUUGCGAUACUCUGAAGAGGGGCAACUGUUUGGACCUAUAUGCUCGCAAUAUUUUGUUGAAUCUCUACUUGAAAACGGGGCUUCUAUCUGAUGGUCUUCAAGUGUUCGACGAAAUGCCUGAGAGAAAUGUUGUUUCGUUUGUUACUAUGAUUCAGGGCUAUUCUCAAUUUAAGGAGUAUGAUAAAGCUGUAAACUUAUUCUUUAGGAUACAUAAGGAGGGUCAUGAGCUUAACUCUUUUGUUUUCACCUCGAUUUUGAAGUCGCUUGUGACCAUGCAUUGGUUGGAAUUAACAUUGUGCGUUCAUGCUUGCAUUUAUAAGCUUGGUUAUGGUUCUGAUGCCUUUGUUGGGACAUCUCUUAUAGAUGCUUAUUCCGUUUUUGGGGUUGUGAACUUUGCUAAACAAGUGUUCGAGGGAAUUGUCGGAAGGGACAUGGUAUGUUGGACAGGGAUGGUGUCUUGCUAUGCUGAGAAUGAUUGUUUUGAAGAUUCACUGGAUCUAUUUAAUCAAAUGAGGUCGGAAGGCUUGCUGCCAAAUAAUUAUACUUUUGCAAGUGUGAUUAAGGCGUGUCUUGGACUCGGAAAUGCUGAAUUGGGAAAGAGUAUUCAUGGAUGCGUUGUAAAGACAUGUUAUGAGAUGGAUAAAUAUGUGGGUGUUUCCUUGCUUGACUUGUAUACGAGGUCCGGGGACAUUGAGGAUGCUAGACAUGUAUUCGAGGAGAUCCCUAAAGACGAUGUAGUUCCAUGGAGUUUCAUGAUUUCUCGGUACUCGCAAAGUGAUCGUUGUCAGGAGGCAUUGGAUAUGUUUCUUCAAAUGAGGAAAACCUACGUAAGUCCUAACGAAUUCACUUUGGCUAGUGUCCUCCAAGCUUGCGCGACAAAGGAGGACCUGGAACUCGGAUCUCAAGUCCACUGCCACAUGAUCAAGGCUGGGCUUGAUUUGAAUGUGUUUGCUCUCAAUGCCCUCAUGGACGUGUAUGCUAAAUGUGGAAAAAUAUGGUUUUCAGUGGAUUUGUUUGUGCAGUCCGCGAAUAAAAAUGAGGUUUCCUGGAACACGAUGAUAGUUGGAUUUGUCCAACUAGGAGAUGCAGAGAAAGCCUUACUAUUAUUCCUUAAUAUGUUAGAACAAAAUGUCCAAGCAACUGAGGUAACAUACUCCAGCUUGCUUAGGGCUGCUGCAUGUUUGGCAGCUUUGGAGGUUGGGACUCAGAUACAUUCGAUGACUGUCAAAACCAUGUAUGAUGAAGAUGAUGCUGUCAGCAAUGCUCUUAUUGAUAUGUAUGGAAAGUGCGGACGAAUUAGGGAUGCUCGUUCAGUUUUUGACUCUAUGAGAACACAAGAUGUUAUUUCAUGGAACUCAAUGAUUUCGGCAUACUCAAUGCACGGUCUUGGUGCUGAGGCCUUAAAAAUCUUUGAGGCUAUGCAAAAAGCCAAAAUCACACCCGAUCCUUUGACCUUUGUUGCUGUCCUUUCAGCAUGUAGCAACACUGGAUCAAUGGAUCAAGGCCAGUCUUAUUUUACUUCCAUGCAAGAGGACUAUGGUAUUAAACCAUGCAUGGAACACUAUACUUGUAUGGUAUCACUUCUAGGAAGAUUGGGUCAUAUUGACAAGGCAGUAAAGAUGAUAGGAGAGAUUCCACAUGAACCCAGUGUUAUGGUAUGGCGCGCAUUACUUGGGGCUUGUGUUGCACACAGUAAUGUUGAGUUUGGGAGGAUUUCCGCUGAGAAAGUGCUUGAGUUGGAACCCCAAGAUGAAUCAACUUAUGUGCUUUUGUCUAACAUAUAUGCAGGUGCAAAAAGAUGGGAUAAUGUGGCUUUUGUUAGGAAAAGGAUGAAGAAAAAAAAGGUAAAGAAGGAACCUGGCCUUAGUUGGGUUGAGAUUCAGGGAACAGUUCAUUCUUUUGUUGUAGGAGACAAUUCACAUGAAGAUAUCAAACUAAUUCACGCAAUGCUUGAGUGGCUCAACUUGAGAAGCAAAAGAGUUGGAUAUGUUCCUAAUCAUGAUGUGAUUUUGCUUGAUGUUGAAGAGGAUGAAAAAUCACGUCUCUUGUGGUUGCAUAGUGAAAGAAUAGCUUUGGCAUUUUCUCUUGUUAGAACGCCUCCUGGAAGCCCUAUACGCAUCAUUAAGAAUCUUCGUAUAUGUGCUGACUGUCAUGUUGCGCUGAAGUUGGCAUCUAAGUUGGCACACAGAGAAAUUGUUGUUAGGGAUAUCAAACGGUUUCAUCACUUCCAUGAUGGUAUAUGCUCCUGCAAUGAUUACUGGUGACGCUUUACAUAGAUAUUUAGAGUUCUUUAAUGGAGUUGUGCCGCAAACUUGACUUGGAUUGGUUAUGAUUCAUAAGUUGAUUGAGAACUUAUUGAUAGGGACAAAUCGGUCUCAUCACUUCCAUGAUGGUUCUCCUUUUGCAAUGAUCUCCGGUGAUAUGCUAACUAGUUAAGCAGAGUUCUUUACUGCAGGAGUUUCGAGAUGUAAACUCCGUAACCCUUUCAAUGGGAACUGCGUUCGGUGUUGAACAACUUCAUGUUUCCUCGGCUAGGACAAUACAGAUUUGCAGGUAGGUCUCAUUUUAACAUUUAGUCCUUUAAUGAAUUAAGAAUGCUGCAAUUUCAAAGUAAAAAGGACCUCUUUCUUCCCUUUCCCAAUUCCCAUCUAUUUCUAACUCUAGGUUCUAGAUUUUUUUCUUUUUUUCUUUUUGAUGUUAAAUUGAUUUUGUUCAUGAAAAGGCUAGUAAUUGCUUAUCUAUUUUGUCUUCUUGCUAUUGAUGAAGCACUUGUAAUACAAUAUACUAUAAUCCGUGUGCUGUUCUGAUGUCUGAGCUUUAUGGUUAGAAAUUAGAGAUGAUUCAUUCUCACAACUUAUUACGAAUUUUUUCUACUUCAAAUAUACUUUUGGAUGUGUAAAUAUACUCAUCAGAGUUUGCCAGAAAAAAUUAUUUUGUGAUUGCCUUGCAUCUUACAUGAACAAUUAUUUACUUUGAUGUAGCAGGGAAUGGAGAUAUCAUUGUUGAAAUCGCUUCUCAACAGCAUCACUUGUUUUUUACAAUUAUCCUCUUGUGAAAGCAUAAAAACUGAACCAGUUCAGACAUAUCACCAAAAGAUUAAAGAGAUACUGAUUUUUUUAAAGCCAAUACUUGACACGAUUGCCGAUACUUAAUUUGUCACCAUGAAAUGCUUCAAAGAGCAUUUGCUGGAAUCCUACAUUCUGUUGAUGAAUUGAAAGAGAUAUGUGAAAACUGGCAACCAUUAGUGAGUAAAGUUUAGUUUGUACGUGAUAAGGUUUUUUUUAUCAUCAGUUGAACGUCUAAUAACUUUGUUCCAUAGAAGCUAACUUCGUACUGGCUGAUUUUGCUUGACAUAUAGGUUUUACAAGUUGAGUCACUUAUGUCAAAGAUUAGAAAUCGUGGUUUGGAGUCACUUAUGCUCAAGUCUUCUGAUGAACUCAGUUCUGCAUCUCUUGAGGUAAUGUUUAAUGGCUAAAAUUGUUAGCCGUUACUUUUCCAUGUGUAAGAGGUGCGUGUGAUGACAGAUGGUUACUUGUUCUCAUGGGAGGUACUUCACGUUUAGCAAUACGUACAGAUCAAUCCUGACUUGUAGAGGGCCAUGCUCGUUUGAUCGUAUAAUUAAGAUUCUUGAAGUACACUGAUCGAAUAAAAAUGUUUCUACUGAACGCUUCGGAACGAAGUAAAAUGAAGAUUCUUGAAGCUUAUCAACGAGAAGAGGGCCAUGCUCGUUUGAUCGUCAUUAUUGACUAGAUAUUUCCUCCGCGAUCAAUCCUGACUUGUAGACACAAUGUAUCAGGAAAUUUCGGGAUUUUAGUGAUAGAAUAUGAUUGUAUACCUUCCUUUAUCCCACUAUUUUGUUGUUAUGUGCUUUCUAUAUGACUCUUUGUCCAAUAUCUUGUUCUUUCUCUGUCAUAGUUAUUGAUCUCUUGUGAUUUAGUGCUUUGCUGCUUCUUUGUCUCACUGAAAGCAAUAUCUUAUCUUACUAUGUGGUUUGUUGUUACAGUCAUGCUGCAAAAAGAAUUGAGAGUCUAACCGCAUAUUUUCCUUUUCAAAAUAGUUAGUCAAUACCAUAAUAAGAUGCUAACUAGAAUAUGAAUCAAUAUUAAUUCCUUAAAAAGUAUGUCAACUGAAGAUAUUAUUCAUGCUUGAAACUGAUUUGUUUUGUUCUUUGUGGACAGUGAAAUUGAUAUGGAUUUUAUCGGUGUCCAAUUGAAAGGUUUUGGGUCAUCAUUGUGAUGUAAGUUCUGGGAAUACACCCUCUCUCCUUUUCUAUUUAUUUUCUUUUGUUUAUCAGAUGAAAGCAGAGAUUGAAGGAUGUUGUUGUUAGGGUUUGGCCAAAUAUAUUAUAUGACGUGAAAAGAACUGGGAAGAAUAUUAGAGAUUCUUCUUGGAGUGAUGCAGUUUUAGAAAAGUGGGUUUCAGCACAUAUCUAAACACAACCAUAAUCGUGUAUGGAUAAGCUGUGAGCUCCGUAAUAUAUAGCUUUUCUCUGCAUAUUUCCCCUGCUUCGAAUCUUUUCCCUUAUACUCGAAUAAUAAUCUUUUCUAUUCUAGUUA
This is a messenger RNA of Salvia miltiorrhiza (redroot sage), 4970 nucleotides long. Its product is annotated as putative pentatricopeptide repeat-containing protein At5g13230, mitochondrial. Gene Ontology annotation, molecular function: RNA binding; zinc ion binding; protein binding. The transcript has 2 exons. The record is from RefSeq and is a predicted model, not a curated record. Bases 165 to 2678 code for a protein of 837 amino acids. NCBI's taxonomy places the organism in Eukaryota, Viridiplantae, Streptophyta, Magnoliopsida, Lamiales, Lamiaceae. Gene Ontology annotation, biological process: RNA modification.